CUGAUCGCUGCAGCUCUGGAACCCGGAGGUUGGUGUCUGACCCUGGUCCGUGUCGUGUUGUUUUCAGACGUGUCUCUGGGGCUGCUGACGCUGCGUUUCCUGGAGCUGCUGCUGGCGUCUCCAGACGGCGCUGUGGACCUCCGGGACGUUCCGGCGCGCCUGCAGACCGGCAAACGGCGAGUCUAUGACAUCACACACGUCCUGACCGGCAUCAAGCUCAUCCAGAAGGACUCGGUCAACUGGGUGAAAUGGAUAGGAAAGAGUCCGAUCUCCAGCUUUCUGUGGAAGAACCCGCAGAGGCUCCGCAGAGAGCUGGACGACCUGAAGGUGCUGGAGGACAAGCUGGACACGCUCAUCAAAAGCUGCGCUCGGCAGCUCUUCGACAUGACGGACGAUGUGGAGAGCUCUGAAUAUCCUUUACAGCAGACCGAAGUAAAACCAGAAUAUAUAUCUGUAAAUGUACAUUUAACCCUUUAA
Molecule: messenger RNA, 477 nt
Organism: Plectropomus leopardus (leopard coralgrouper)
Lineage: Eukaryota; Metazoa; Chordata; Actinopteri; Perciformes; Serranidae
Source: RefSeq, a predicted model, not a curated record